Messenger RNA from Rhineura floridana, 5194 nucleotides. RefSeq names its product fibroblast growth factor 1 (gene FGF1). Gene Ontology annotation, cellular component: cytoplasm. Lineage: Eukaryota; Metazoa; Chordata; Lepidosauria; Squamata; Rhineuridae. The record is from RefSeq and is a predicted model, not a curated record. The coding region runs from base 635 to 1189 and encodes 184 amino acids. Gene Ontology annotation, biological process: positive regulation of protein phosphorylation; cell differentiation; regulation of cell migration. Gene Ontology annotation, molecular function: fibroblast growth factor receptor binding; growth factor activity. The transcript has 8 exons.
GAAGGUCUCUGAGGCAGCUGGAAAGAGCCGGACAGCAGCCAACACACCACAGGCAUUGCACAGAAUGAGCUUUAAUUCUCACUAGCACCCUUUUCUGGACACGGUUUUGGAAGCCUUCCAACAACCUAACAUGUUUGUCGUGGCCUGUCACCUCUGUUUUCUGCAGUAACCGAAGGAAGAGGGGAGAAGCUGCUUCAUAGAAGGGGAACUACAGGCAGCAUCCAAGGGAAACUGUACAGGAAUCUAGUGGGAGAAAGAAGCCUGCAGCUGCACUGGGCUGGCACACCACACUCCCUGCUGCAUUUUGCUUCCUGACAACAGCGGCAAAACUGUCAGCUUAAACGCUGCUCAUCAGGAGCCCAGUCUCUCCUCAUAGAGCUUUGUUUCCAGUCCCCUGAUCAUCCUCAUUGCCCUCUGUGAUGUUCCUGCUUAUAGUGUAAAUAUGGGUAACCAUUUUGUGCUGAUGCUUUUCUCAAGGUAUGAGUACUGGCACCUCAUUGCAUAUAGGAUGCUGGUGGGAAGGUCAAGAAGACUUCUGAAUUGAGGCCUACUGAUCCUGACAGCUGUGCACUUGUGAAUCUUGAUCAUCUAGAAGAAGCAAGACUGAAGCCCAGACACCCAGACGGUGCAAGAGAUGGCUGAAGGAGAAAUAACAACAUUCAUAGCCCUGAAAGAAAAGUUUGAUCUCCCAAUGGGAAAUUACAAAAAGCCCAAACUCCUUUACUGCAGCAACGGAGGCCAUUUCUUGAGGAUACUUCCUGAUGGCAAAGUGGAUGGCACAAUGGAUCGAAAUGACAGAUACAGAGCGCAGGGCAGCAAACAACAAGCAAUACAACAUCAUAAAAACAAUUCCAUUAAAGAUGUAGAAUGGGAAAGAUCUCUACUUAAAGUUCAAUUGCUGCUAAGUGCAGAAAAUGUGGGUGAAGUGUAUAUAAAGAGUACUGAGUCUGGAGAGUACUUGGCUAUGGAUGCCAAUGGACGUUUAUAUGGCUCGCAGUUGCCAACGGAAGAGUGCUUGUUCCUGGAGAGGAUAGAAGAGAACCAUUACAAUACUUACACGUCAAAGAUGCACACAGAUAAGAAGUGGUUUGUCGGCUUGAAGAAGAAUGGAAAAAGCAAGCUGGGACCACGGACUCAUUAUGGUCAAAAGGCAAUACUUUUCCUUCCCCUGCCGGUUUCACCUGAUUAGAUUGUUUCCCCACAUAUCAAAAUACAUUCCUGAGAAUUAAGCAACCAGGAACCUUUUCUUUUUGCUUUGAUUCUCUGUCAUGCUGGGAUAUGAAAAAGAUGUGGGGCAACAGGUGCGAGAUGCAAAAUGCAAGCUGAUUCCAUAAAAUGUGCAUGUAAUACAAACAUGAUCCACAGGCAUCUCAAAGUAUUGUCUCCAAAAUGAAUUAAACCAAUUGUAGUCAUAAAUUGGGACAUAUCUCGGGGUUUAGCUCCUAUAGCCAUAUACAUUACAAAGUGUCCCUUUUCUGAAACCUGUAUUUAGACAAUAUGAUCUAACUAUCAGACAUCUUUUCAUAAUCCUUGUGUAUCACAUGGAAGCAUUAUAAAUAAUACUGAAACUAUCCUAUUAUUUAAAAAAAAAUGCUGUGCACUUAUAGGACCAAGAUAACUAAUCCUUGCUUCUUCAAGUAAUAUUGCUCUGGUUCUUGAUAAUAUCUAUGUAAUAUAUAUUUAUUUGUUUAGUAAGAAUGUAUACAUUCUAAAUUGUUCAACAACUAUAGACAAUCAAUAUUGUAUAUUAUAACAUACAUACACACCAGGAACCAUAAGAAGUCCAGAAGAUCUUGAACAUUUUGGUAAUUAAGGGUGGACAACUAUUGUCCAUCCUUGCAAAACACAGGGAACCUUAUGUAAUUUGCAGAUCAUAGCUAGAGCCUGGGUUUCUUAAACUUCUUUAAUUCCAUUUAUUUCCAUGAUUUUGAAGGAGAGUGGGCCUAUUGAGUGUCAUCACUCUAGAUCAUUAUAGGGGCUGUGCAGAUGCAUUGCCUAACACAUGAAGAGGAGAGCAAAACCAUGCAUAUUGGCUCUGACCCCCUACCUACAGGCAUUCAGCAUCACUUCUGAAAGAGCCUACUUAUGGACACUCUGUGCAUGCAUAAGCUCUAUGCUGAGGGAGGGGACAAGACCAAUGAUCCCAUUCCCUUGCAUAUGUGCAUUCAACCAACACUGAACAUAACAUCUGCACAGUCCUAGAGUGGUUUGGGGAUAGCCCUAUAAAUUGACCAGUUGCAAAAUGACAGAUGAAUCACUUUCUUCCAGAGGUAUUAGUGUCUGUAUUAUUUUACUACAUUUCAAAAGCUGCUUGAUCAGCCAUAUGCUUAGCAUGCCACAAUUUUUAGUUCCAAGAAGAGGCAAACUAUAUCUUACUAAGUUGAGGAACUCAUUCCCCACCAAGAUGCAUCUGGAAACCUCACUGUACAGCUUUAGGCAAAUGUUGACGAUGUACCCCUUUACCCUGGCCUUUGACACUUGAGACAUAUAUUUUAGGACCCACCAUAUUUUGUGAUUCUAGUUGUUUUUAAUUGUUUUUAACACUGUAUUUUAAGGUUGUUGUAACCAGCCUGGGACCUCUGGGUGAAGGAUGGACAAUAAAUGCUAAUAAUAAUAAUAGUAAUAAUAAUAAUAAUAAUUGCUGUUCUAAUUUCUGGACUGCCUAGUUUUCACUUUCAUUUCAAUAACAGCAAAGCAUGCAGAUUAAUUUCUGCUUAAAUAUUCUGUCUUUACUGAGUCCGUCAAAUCAAAGCUUUUGUGAAAUACUAAUUAGCCAUCAAACCGUUUUCUUUUGUAUCUCUCCAUGGAUAGAGACACACUUGUAGUUGUGCUGGCCUCAGUGCUUUUCCACCUCUGUUUUCUGAAGCCAGAGACACACAACACUAGUCAAAUUCUGCCCCUUUUUACUCCAAAACCUGGCAAAAUGCUGCUCCAGUGCAUUGCUCUGUGAAAUCAGCUUCACACAGAGAUCGUUUGGUAGAUCAACUUGUUCCCAUUCUGUGGUGUGAAAUGAAAACGCUUCACUUUAGGUAGGGCAGAGACCAGGGCCGGCACCAGAGGGCAGCCAGGUUGGGCCCUGGCCGAGGGCCCCUGCUUAGCGUAGGAGGGUAGCGCUCCCAUUCCACAAUCCACAGCAGCAUUGGCUCCUGACACUACUGCGGAUCACAGAGAAGAAGCUCCCAGGCACCCCAACCUCCCCAAUAUAGUCAGUGCAGGCUUCAAUAAGCCUGCAUGCAUGCCCCACCUACCUCUCCCAUCCCUGUAAAUGGCGUGCAUGCUGUCUGUGCAUGCCUGCCAUCAACUAAGAUGGCAACGGGGGCUUCCCUAAGGGAAGGCAGGCAUGCGCACAAAAUGCAGACAUCAUUCACAGGGACAGGAGAUGUAGGUGGGACACUCGGGCAGGCGUAUUAGCCCCACACAGCCUGUAUAGGGGGGUUGGACUAGUGCGCUGUGUGCCCAGGACAGGCUGGUGCCCAAGGGCCCAGUCAUGCCUGCACUGGCCCUGGCAGAGAUAGUGAUUGGCCCAGCGCUUUGCUGUGGGUGGUCUGAGAUUAGUAGCGGGGAAGGGAAGUAUGUCCAGCCAUGGGCAAAAGCAUUUUAAACAUGUCUUAAGCCGAAGCCAAAGAAAAUUGUCCAGCUGCUUCUGAAGCAGCUAGUGUGUCUGCAGCCCAUAUUUGGCACUACCAAGAGACACCCCAAUACAUCCUCACUGUCAGUUUCUCAGCCUCGUACCUGUCAUUACUGGAACCAAAUCACCCUUGGUUCCAGAACAAACAUGGAUAUGGGACACCUAGGAACUAUCUGCUCCAAACACCACUGCAGGUUUAUGAAUCCUUCCCAGGCCAAUUUACUAAUAAUAUUCCUCAAUAAAUGAAAUACUGACAUUUCUGCAGUGAUAUGUUGUUUUCUCAUGUCUCAUUAUUUGUUGGUUUGGGACAGGGCUGGGAUUGUAUAAACAACAGCCUGGGCAGAGGCGAUAGCAAGAAAUGGCUUUGCCAAAUUCACAGAAAAUAGGUCGGUCCUCAGUGGCUACUAUUGAUAUUAAUGAAGAAAGUACCAUCACAUUCAGUGAUAAGAUGCUGGAGACAAAACAAAGAACAGUUGCCCAUUGCCAUCCUUGCCUGGUUGUGAACUUCCCAUGGGCUCCUCAUUAGCCACUUUUAGAGACAAAACGCUACCGGGUGGAUAUUUGGUCUGAUACAGCAAGGAAAUACUCUGAUUUUAAUGGGAUAAAAGCCAUAGGAACCAGUGUUAAUAAACCCACCCCCGAAAAACUGGAGUAUUUCCACCCUUCUUUGAAAGCGCCCCAGUCUUGUGUCCCCCGAAUUUGCCUUUCUAACUGCAAAGUUUCCAAAUUGCAAGCUGGGUGUUCCCAGGCACAGAUGUCUCAAGGCUGCGAGGUAAAGGGCAUGUUACAAGAGAAAGCCUUUUGUUAUCAUUAGCCUGAUAUUUGUGAUCAGGAAGGAUUUCAGAUCAGACUAUGGGGAUCAUAGUCUGGGUCAUGGCUUAGUGGUAGAGCAUCUGCUUUACAUGCAGAAAGUCCCAGGCUCAAUCCCCGGCACCUCCAGGUAGGACUGGCAGAGAGUCCCUGCCUGAAACCCUGGACUGCUGCUGCCAGCUGGUGUCGACACUGCACUAGAUGGACCAAUGACCUAACCCAGUAUAGGGCAGUCUCUUAUGUUUCUGUCCUAAGCAUGAUCAAAGCCCACCCACCCAGUCUCUCCAAAAGAAAAAUGUGUCAGGGUGCAAGUCCAGUUUACUUAACAUCCUGUCUCUUCUAGCCUUAGCAUGUGGGAGAUAUUUCCAGGAUAGUGGUUAAAGAAAGGGUAUGUUGUUAUUUCUUGGACAGAGAACAAUUCAGGAAAUCCAUUCCUGCCCCAAGAUAGAAACUUUUCCUCAGAAAACCAGAGUCUACAAGAAGUGUGCCUGUGCUUCACAAGGCGCUGUCUUAUUUGCUUGAAAGUUAUUUUCUCCAGUGUGUGUGUGUAUGGGUGUAGAGAUUUUUCUUUCUUUCUGCAAAAUACAACUUAGCAGUCCUACAUUGCUUCAAACACUCCAUUUGUCAAAUGAGAACAGUGUUUCUUUCCCACCAUUCUGAUGUAUAAUUCUGUUUGUAAACUCUGGCCAAAUAUGACUCUGCUUGCUCCUUCUCUACAAAUCCCCCUUCCCUAUUCCCAGUGAUCAUCCUCUUUUG